Drosophila teissieri is the source of this 1440-nucleotide messenger RNA. RefSeq lists its product as uncharacterized. Lineage: Eukaryota; Metazoa; Arthropoda; Insecta; Diptera; Drosophilidae. The record is from RefSeq and is a predicted model, not a curated record. The transcript has a single exon. Bases 89 to 1075 code for a protein of 328 amino acids.
UCGCAAUCAAAACAAAAUUUUAAGUAAAAAUAUACAAAAAUACCAUUUCUUUUUAAAUACUUUAUACGUUUUUUAAGUUUAGCUAACCAUGGAUGAACUGUGCCAGUUUUUAAACGCCGACUUAUAUUCCUAUAUAAAAGGGAAGCUAAAUAGUUUUCUCUUUGGCUCCGCGACCUUAGAAUCGUGUUCAGAUGAAUCGUUGGCUCUAAAAAGAGUGAAGAAAAACGUGGAAAUGGGGGGCCAAAAGUGUAGAUCCCUAGUGACACAUCCUAGCUAUACAAUCAGGCACCAGUAUCCAGGUCCUUUGGUCACCUACGACGGGGAGGCGCGAUGUGAACCGCGUUUUAUUCGCAUCUCGGACCUGAACUGGAGCACCAUGGAGCUCAUCUUCCAGGCUUAUGGAGACGAUGAAGACGAAAUGGAUGGAAUAUGUGAAGAGGAGCUGGAAAAUAGUUGCGAGCAGAAGGAGGAGCAAAAGUGUAGUAAGUCAAAGAAAAACUUUGGCUGCCAAGCAAAUAUCCCCAUAGCAGACGACUGCACUGAAGUGUAUUUGGAAGACGAGCAAGAGAAGAAGGGUCUAAAAACCAAGCUUUUGUAUUUUUUAAACAAAAUCUUUGCACCUAGAAAGAGUGUGCACAACUGCAGGCAAAGUGGUGGAAAGGAGGAAUGCGACUUAGAAGAUGAUUUGCCUACCGAAGAGGAGCUGCAGGAACUGGAGGAUCAAGCCAGGUGUACCUACGAAACAUACAUCGAAUCUUUUCCCAAUUCGCCAUCCUGGAACAGCCUGAAACCGGCGCAAAAGCUGCGCUUUCAGUGGAAAGCUUUCACAGGAGACGAUCUGAUGGAAACUCCCUACGAAAAUUUCACGUUGAGUUUUGGCAAAAGUUUUCUCAAGACUUUUCCCUUUGCUUCAGCAACCACUGUGAAAACCGAGCAAAGAAUCGCGUGGUGCAACUUGGAUCGCUGCCAGCGCAUGCCCUUCAUGCUGCAGGCUCUACUGUACCAGGUGGCCAGCGGUGCCAUCGAUCCCGAAGAUCACUGUGCUGUUCGUGAGCACUUUCACAAGUUGAGAUAAAGUGAUUCCAUUUCGAUUUCGCCUUUAUACGAACCAGAUGUUGUGGGGCCCGUCUAUUUUGGUGCUGAGCCUCGAAAUUCGCAGCUCUUUUCCCUCGACUUUUGCUCUUGAACCACAUUUGUCGAGAAUAAUGGAUUCCCUACUUUCUGGCCAAGGUCGCCCGCUGACAUGGCAUUGGCACUCGAUUAACAAUUAAGGCAGCAGCACUCAAGGUCGCGCAGAAUUAAGAUGGAAAAUCUCAAUCUGAAAUGAGUAGGGAUGCCCUGGGGAAAACUUGGACUGGGUGCGAAUCAAUUUCCCAUGCGCAUACAUUAGCAAUAAAAAUUUGUAGUACCCCCCUGAAAGAGAAAUAAAUAAAACAAACG